Messenger RNA from Aureobasidium pullulans EXF-150, 1254 nucleotides. RefSeq lists its product as uncharacterized. The coding region runs from base 1 to 1254 and encodes 417 amino acids. Lineage: Eukaryota; Fungi; Ascomycota; Dothideomycetes; Dothideales; Saccotheciaceae. The transcript is spliced from 2 exons. The record is from RefSeq and is a predicted model, not a curated record.
AUGCCUUAUAACACGAGAAGAAAGUCGCUCUCCCUCUCCGAGCUCGGUAUCACCGUCCCCAAACGCUCUCGCGCUUCUUCGCAAUCCCACCCCUCGCCGCCAGCUACCGUCAUUGAUGACGAGCCCGUCCCCAAGAAGCCCAAGCGGUCGCACGACUCCUUGUCGCCUCCUCCGGCACUCAUGAGUCCACCCAAGACAAAAACUUUGUCUAUCCGAACGGAACCACCCUCGCGAUUGGCCGAGCACACUCCUCCGCCAUCACCCGGAACGCAGACGGUGCACACGAUAGACACGGAAGGCAUCAGCGACGAUGUGGUUGUGGCAACCAUCAAGCAAUUGGAAAAGACUGGCAACAGACCACACCUUGUCAAGGAAUUGGCUGCAGUUUUGUGUCACUGCAUAGGCGCCGUGGAGAAGUCUGCCAAUCCUGCCAACCUGAUCUCGUCGCGUCUCACCAGCUACCUCAACCGUUCUUGGCCCGCCGUCAGUCCUUGUCCACUGGCCAAGUACCAGUCCCAAGUCCACCCCCGCCCUCUGUACUAUUUUUUGACCACUCAACCCCAUCAACCCAUUCCUGAGCUCUCGCAAUCCCACGACAUUCCCGCCGCCCGUCGCAUCAUUACUCCUGCUCUCUCAUCCGCCGCCGAUGACGAGGACGAGAAGUACAGCAGGUCACGCGCCUCGCUCUCUCCCGAAGUCGAUCUGUCCAGUCCCGAACUUGACGAGCCGCCGCAUGGUGACAUUGGCUCCACCUUCCACCCCCGUCAUUCGCUGUCGCGCGACCAUCCUCCCACAACCUCCAACCUCGCCCACAAUCGCCGUGCUGAUAGCCCUCCCCUUGAGCGUGAAGAACGCGAUUUCAAGCAGACAGCAAACGCCCUGCAAGAGCUGCGUCGCGCAAGCCAAGAAAUCAUCACCAAGCCCAUCAAGGUUGAGGCUACUGAGACAAUCGCCAUGUCGGUCGAGGAAGAUGACAGCAACGUCGAAACCACCGACGACCUUUUCGAUGGUCAUGACCACCUCUCCUCAUCCGUGAGCACCCUCUACGAUUUGAGCAGCCCUCUUUUGAGACCCGAAGGUUUCUACGAUCUCAAGACGCAGCAAGCUCAAAGCUGGAACACCGAAAAGAGAGUCUCAAUCGACGCCAUGUCUUUGGAUGACCGGGACGAUGACGCUAUGGACAUGUGGAACGACUUCCGAAGCCCUGAGAACAUCGACCUUGACGAACUCGAAUGUCUUCUGGACGCCUACUAG